Molecule: messenger RNA, 927 nt
Organism: Budorcas taxicolor (takin)
Lineage: Eukaryota; Metazoa; Chordata; Mammalia; Artiodactyla; Bovidae
Gene: NXPH4
Product: neurexophilin 4
Exons: 2
Coding region: 1-927 (308 amino acids)
Molecular function (GO): signaling receptor binding
Source: RefSeq, a predicted model, not a curated record
AUGCGGUUGCUCCCGGAAUGGCUUCUCUUGCUCUUUGGCCCGUGGCUCCUGAGGAAGGCCGUCAGUGCUCAGAUACCGGAGUCCAGGAGGCCGCAGUACCUGGAGCUGCGCCCGGCCACGGCCGGAGGUGGUGCCCCUGGCCAUCACCUCCCGGCAGCGGCAACGCCAAAGUCCUCCAACGGCCUGGGCACCGCGCGUGCCUGGAGCUGGGCCUGGCCGGCUAACCACACAGGGACACUGGCCCGGGCUGGGGCGGCGGGAGCGCCAGCGCAGCGCACGAAGAGAAAGCCGUCCAUCAAAGCCGCCCGCGCCAAAAAGAUCUUUGGCUGGGGGGACUUUUACUUCCGGGUGCAUACUCUCAAGUUCUCGCUGCUGGUGACCGGUAAGAUCGUGGACCAUGUGAACGGUACCUUCAGCGUCUACUUCCGCCACAACUCGUCCAGCCUGGGCAACCUCAGUGUCAGUAUCGUGCCGCCCUCCAAGCGUGUAGAGUUUGGGGGCGUCUGGCUGCCCGGGCCCGUCCCCCACCCGCUGCAGUCUACGCUGGCCCUGGAGGGGGUGCUCCCUGGGCUGGGGCCCCCGCUGGGGAUAGCGGCGGCGGGGCCGGGGCUCGGGGGCACCCUCGGCGGUGCCCUGGCGGGUCCGCUCGGGGGCGCGCUGGGAGUGCCUGGGGCCAAAGAGUCACGCGCUUUCAAUUGCCACGUGGAGUACGAGAAGACGAACCGCGCGCGCAAGCACCGCCCGUGCCUGUACGACCCGUCGCAGGUGUGCUUCACCGAGCAUACGCAGAGCCAGGCCGCCUGGCUGUGUGCCAAGCCCUUCAAAGUCAUCUGCAUUUUUGUCUCCUUCCUCAGCUUUGACUACAAACUGGUGCAGAAGGUGUGCCCAGACUAUAACUUCCAGAGCGAGCACCCCUACUUUGGAUAG